AACUGUUUUGCGUAAAGUAACGUAUAUGUCAUCCCCUAAACCUUUUCGAAGUCGGCAGUUUUUUGAAGCGAAUUCACGUGGAGCGAUGAUUUUUCGGCUUUUCACCUCGUAUCUCGGUUGUCGUCGGACGAAAGACGUAGUGCAAGCUACUUCAUUGGCUCUUGGUAUGGAUGAAUCACAUUACUCCCCCAAUUUCCCCCGCUGUGGGCAUUCAGAAUCUUGAACAAUCCACCCACUAUUUUUUCCCGCCAAUGACCAGCUCUGGUGCCGCGACGCCCGCUACAGUGGCCUUGAAUUCGACGACAGAUGUGCGUCAGUCCAGCAUCGUAGAGGGUGACGACCAGUCUGUCGCUGCCCCAGUGGUCGAAGAGGAUGUUUUGGAUAUCGAGCAUCUCCCGGUCCAAGAUGAUCCACGAAAGUGGUCAUCCAUGCGCAAGAAAUUUGUCCUCGGAGUGAUCUGUUCAGGCUCGAUGAUCGCCGGAUUCGGAGCCAACAUACAAAAUCCUGCGAUCGAGGAUAUGGAAAGAGACCUCCCUGCAACGAGUGGGCAAAUUAGCUUGAGCAUUUCCUUGUUCAUUGCCUUGCAAGGAGUCACACCCUUGCUUUGGAGUUCUAUCAGCGAAGUGAAAGGCCGCCGGUUCGUCUACCUGAUUUCGCUCCUGAUAUUCACCGCCGGUUCAAUCGUCGUGGCUACCAGCAAGACGAUAGGCUUGGUGAUAGGAAUGCGAUGCCUGCAGGCUUUAGGCUCAAGCGCUGUGAUGACUAUCGGCGCGGCUAGUCUUGCAGACAUUUUCGAUCCUCAGGAAAGAGGAACAAAGAUGGGUAUAUACUAUAUUUCUCCUCUUCUCGGUCCAUCUCUAGGACCAGUAUUUGGUGGAGUCCUCACUACAGGAUUUAAUUGGCGUGGCCCCUUCUGGUUCCUCGCCAUCCUUGCCGGGUCUAGUUUUUUGUGCUUCUUGUUCUUUUUCAAAGACACGUACAGGAAAGAGCGAAGUUACGCAUACCAAAAUAUCUUGAAACGGCAUUUGAAGGAGCAAGCACAGCGAUUGAAAAACGAAGAAAAGCAGCGGGCCAAGGAAGCUGAAACUCUGGAGAAACCAACCGAUACGAAGGAGACGAGGGAGGACGGAAAUGUCAAGACCGAUGUUGACCUGGAAAAACAGGAAACUAGUAAUCCUAACGCCGGCGCUUUGACCCCGGAAGCUCUACCAACAAUAACGCUCUCUUUGAGGGAUGUCAACCCGGUCCAUCCGUUAUGGCUCGUUCUUCGACGCCGGAACAAUCUUCUCAUGCUAUUCUCCUCCGGUAUUCUAUUCUCAUACUGCUUCAUAGUCGUAUACACAACAUCUCGAACUCUCGGGAGCGCUUACGGUUACGAUGCGCUUACGAUAGGAUUCAUCUUACUGUCGUUCGGACUGGGAUCGAUGGCGGGGAGCAUACUAGGAGGUCGUUUCUCGGACCGUGAAUUAGCAAGGCUCAGGCGAAAGAAUGGAGGCAAAAGUUACCCGGAGAUGCGCUUGAGGAGCACAGUAUAUAGCAUCUGGCUCUUCCCUAUGUCGGUCAUAGGGCUUGCGUGGGUAUGUCAACAGCGCGUGCAUGUUUCUGCGAUAUGCGUUAUGCUAUUCGUUUCGGGUUUCUUCGCAAUCUCUGCUUAUGCCAGCGAAUUGGCUUAUAUCGUUGAUGCAAAUGUGGGUCGCUCUUCCAGUGCUGUAGCGCUAAACAGUUCCUUUCGUGGAAUGGCGGCAUUUAUUGGUACGGAGAUCGCAGUACCUGUGCAGGAUAAGCUUGGCGAUGGCUGGAUGUAUACAAUCUUUGCCCUAAUUCUGUUGCUCAGUGGACUAUUGGUUUGCUGGUAAUAAAAAAGGGCGAGGAAUGGAGAGUUCAAGGAGAAGUGAGUGAAGACGGUAGCAAAUAAUAGAACUUAGGAUGGCCUCUAUUGGAAGCUGUUAAUUGACCCUAGAUCCUGUAGACCAGCAAUAUGUAUUCCACAAAGUCUAUGUCCUGAUUUUUCUGCUUUCUCUAAAUGUCAGCGGCCCGGAAG
Molecule: messenger RNA, 2041 nt
Organism: Desarmillaria tabescens
Lineage: Eukaryota; Fungi; Basidiomycota; Agaricomycetes; Agaricales; Physalacriaceae
Product: MFS general substrate transporter
Exons: 13
Coding region: 171-1856 (561 amino acids)
Biological process (GO): transmembrane transport
Cellular component (GO): plasma membrane
Molecular function (GO): transmembrane transporter activity
Source: RefSeq, a predicted model, not a curated record